AUGCGCUUCCGCGGCAACUUGACCGCGGCCUCGUUCCCGGUCCUCAUGGAGAUCUCGCAGUACAUGGCGCGGCUCUCAAGCUCGGACGCAUGCUUCGUCGUCGUGACGCCCGAGCGCAUGAGCUUCGUCAUGAAGACGGGCGGCGAAGACGUCCAAACGUUCGUGCAUCUGACCAUGGCCAAGCUCUUUGAGGACGUCGUGCUCGAGAGUCGGUCCGAGAACCAGAUCGCGUUCACGCUCAGCAUCGCCAACUUCUCGCGCGCGCUGCAGUCUGGCAAGGAGGCCAGCGGGAUUCUUCUGCGGCUGCUCAAGCGCGACGGCCGCUCGUUCCUCGCGCUGCGUGCCCGGACGGUCGAUAUUGACAUCAUCCAAAACAUCCCGAUCGACGUCGUCUCGAUGGCGAGCGCCGAGAACUACAAGGAGCCGCGCGUCCCGUCGCCGACCGUCGCGGUGGAGAUCCCGACGCUGCGCUCGCUGCGCACGGUCACGGACCGCCUCAAGGCCAUGCACAAGUACCUGACUAUCGAGGCCAAGAUGGACGGCUCGCUGCGGCUGCGCGUGCAGAGUGACACGUUCGCCCUCCAGACACAGCACGUGAGCUUCAAGCCUCGCUUCGACCUCGUCGAGGAAGCUUCCGACGACGACGCGCAUGAAGACAUUGCCAGCCGCGUCUCGACCGUGCGGGUCGACGGCCGCCACUUUUCCAAGAUGCUCUCGGUCGAUGGGAACGCCGUCGUCACGAUCCUCUGCUGCUUGAUCGACAACCGCGCCUUGGUGCUGCACUCGAUCUUGUGCGAGGGCUUUGGGUCCUUUACGUGCUAUAGCCCUGUGAUCGCGCCCGAAUAA
Messenger RNA from Saprolegnia parasitica CBS 223.65, 846 nucleotides. RefSeq lists its product as hypothetical. The record is from RefSeq and is a predicted model, not a curated record. Gene Ontology annotation, biological process: double-strand break repair via homologous recombination; telomere maintenance; mitotic intra-S DNA damage checkpoint signaling. The coding region runs from base 1 to 846 and encodes 281 amino acids. Gene Ontology annotation, cellular component: nucleolus; checkpoint clamp complex; site of double-strand break. The transcript is spliced from 4 exons. Lineage: Eukaryota; Oomycota; Saprolegniomycetes; Saprolegniales; Saprolegniaceae.